AUGGUACGCGUUGGUGCGAAGCGCGAGCGUCCUUGUAUUCUCGUGCUCCAUGUCGCCUUGAGGGCCGCUGCGGGGCCCGCAAGGGAAGGACCGCAGCGCGGGCGUGAGGAGGGGACUAGCCUCUCGACCUCUCCGCGAGAGCGGUUCAUCUGGAAGACUUCGGCCACCGCGGAGGUAUACGCGAAGGCGGUGUUGCGCAGCAUACGUGCGUACUGGCAGCUGCUUGGUGGGGUACGCUACGCCGGCUCGGAUGCCUUGACUCUGGUCAGUGCCGUGUGGCAGGACAUCGACGAUGCCGCGCUUGGGGCAACGGCGGCAGCCCGAGCAGGAGGGAGCGUUGAGGGUGCUUCACAGUCGGCCUCCCCUCUGGCAAGUAACAUUAUAACCGGGGCCAAGCGUUCAAAGCAGCAGCAGCCGCGACAGCAGCGGAUGAGGGCAAGCAGGCGGCGCAGCGGCGUGCUGCGGUGCGCUGUGAAUCUCUCUCGCUCCGUCUACGGGGACGCUGGCGCGGCACACGUGCUGCGAGCCUCGUGUGCGUGUGUUACAGAGGCUACGGUAGCGGUGCCGGUGUCGCAACUGGUCGCUGAUGACGGUGCCGCGACGGUGGCAGCCGACGCUUCCAAAGACGACGGGCGAAAGAGGCGUCGCGGACGCACAGAGGAGGAUGUUGAGGAUGUGAUGCAGCAGACCUGCCACGCCGCCGUGCAUGUCACGCGUGUGGAGAACGUGUUGCCGUCGCGCCAGCGACGCUGA
This is a messenger RNA of Leishmania major strain Friedlin, 753 nucleotides long. RefSeq lists its product as hypothetical. The record is from RefSeq and is a predicted model, not a curated record. NCBI's taxonomy places the organism in Eukaryota, Euglenozoa, Kinetoplastea, Trypanosomatida, Trypanosomatidae. The transcript has a single exon. Bases 1 to 753 code for a protein of 250 amino acids.